AUGGCUACAACUCGCUCGCUCGGCUUGCACGAGCCUUCGGCCGUCUCAUACCUCGUCACGGAAGGACUCCUACCGCCGGACCCCUCCGAAGAUCAAUACAAAUGGACAACAUGUGUGGACGAAAAUGCUACGACUGGCCCGGUCGAUGACGAGCUGGUUUGGACAAAGCAUUGCGCGGUCUGGUCUCGUGCGGGCGUGGUAAAACGAGUAUUCCGACUCGACCCCGAGAAGGAGGAUAUUCGACAUGCGCUGUUCACUCAGUUUGCUGCCGGACAUGUCAAGCGCUCUGUACAUGACGGGACGGGCGCCAAGGCUUCAAAUCGAUAUCGCACGGCCACCACAGCGACGACUGCGCGGGCAGGAGGACAAGGCAAGCGAAAUGGAGGCAGCUCGAAUCUGGCAAGCUCGGUAUCAACAUUGGAUUUGCAUGGAGAUGGCCGAGUCGCAGUAGUUGCUCCGCAGCAGCCCAAUGAGAAGCUGUCUCGAGCUCUGGUUGUGGUCCUCAAGUCCCAGGCACAUAUCUUCUUUGUCGCAGGGAACAGCCAUACAAUCCCCCUACCAUUUGAAGUAGAAUCAGUGUUUGCAACUCCCCGUGGUCUACUUUUCCAGCGAAAGAUACCCGACGAGCCUCCUAAAUCCCAGAAUUUAACCGCGCCUCCCAAUUCCUUCAUGACCGCUUCUUCGUUAUUCGACCCAGGGGCCUCGCAAUCUUCUGGGACACCACGGCCACCUCCCAGCAAAGGAAAAAGCAUCUUCUUGAAGUUUUCGUCGCUCCAGAACUCCACAUGGGGUCCGGAUUCCAACGCAAACUCAGAUCUUCCACGAGUCUUUUCGCUCAUCGACCCUCAUUCUGAAAUGGGCCUGGUAGUCACCUCGCCUGCGUCGCAGGGCUUCCAGAGCAGUAUCAGCAGCGCCACGCGGCGUCGACCAUCCGGCUUGGAUGUACUAGACCCUGCCGAUGAGAUUGUGUACAUCUCUCCCAAAGACGAGCUGUCAAGUCCGGGGCAACGAGAGACUGGACGUCCGUUGAUAUUAGUUCUUACUACGAAUACAAACACCGGACUUUACACUGUUUGGACCGCAAGAUACAGAGAUGACGAAAUUCAAGGCUCGAUUCAGGAAAAGACUCGCCGGCACACUGAAGGCACUCGUUCCAAAAGACGAAGCUCACACUUUGGAAUGACCACUGGUGCAACCACGCCAGCUGCUCGUCCACCUGCGGGCCGCGAGAGCUUCGGACCGUGGCCCGAAAACUGGGCUUCAUCACAGCAGCAUGAGAACAAAAACGACGUUGAGGACGACUUGGUCUCAAGAGUUGCACAGGAUUUUGGAGACGUGGGUGUGCCUCUCAAGACAUCUAGACGGGUCAGCUCCUUGCUUGCGCGAACGGAUCUGGCAACCAGUCAAGAUCGCAUUACCUUCUCGGACCUCGCUACAGGGAGUCAGUCAAACACUGCGCCUCAUCACGGGGGACUCAGACAGUCUAUCGGAGCAGCUAGUGCCCGCGGUAGCUUUGGUUUCAAUCCUCGUACCUCUCUUCCUCCAGCCACAGGGUCUGUCUACAGCGCUGCAGGAAGUUUUGUGGAUGCCCCGGUGGACAGGCUGCUGGAAGAGCUCAACAAUGGUGGUUUAAGCGAAGGAUUUGAGAACAUUGCCCUUCGUGAAUCCGCCUCGGGCUUGCCGGAAGAACUUCUAUUGUCAAAGGUAGAGAGUUUCUCUCCUAUGUUUUCUGGCAGUUUCCGCGGAUCCAUUCAACCCGUGUCGUCCCGCCGUCUCAGAGUCUGUACGCUAUCUUCGUCAGAUUACACCAGCACGCAGAAUGGCAAUGUCAGAUCUGUAGCGAUCUGCAUUGUGGAUCAAAACUCGCAGAAUAUGACCAUUGUGAAUUUGAGAGCAGAGAGAGUUGCCACGUCCAAAAGUCGAAAAAUGGCUCAAAGGGCCAAAACAGCAGAAAGGCGUCCACUACUGGUUCAUGCAACUGGUGUUCAGCACAUCCCCAACAUCUGGGAUGCAUGCAGUGUCACUGAUGGUGAAAUUUCGCGGAUUCUCACAUUGACUGUUUUGGAGGACGGCCAGCGGGAGCUGUCUCUGCAGACUCUCUGGGGUAGUCCAACCAAGAUCGAUAUUCCUCGCCCACUGCAGCUGUAUGAACCUCACGGGGUCUCUGCUAACAAGCUUGUUAAUCGACCGAGAGAAAGCGGUGUCAAUCGAGUCAUGGCAGAUCCCGAUCUCGUUUUCAAUGGAUUUGACCAUAGUUGCUCGCGAGGAAAGGUUGACUUGAUCGACACGGAAAAGCAGCGUCAUAGACUUCAAAUCCGGAUGGAACCACGCAAUGAACUUGUUAAGAAAAUACUGAGGAUCUGCAAUGGCUUCAAGGGGGAGGAGGAAGUCGAGAAUGAUAUUGAGUGGACUGCUAUGGUUAUCGUUCUAUUCGCCCUAGCUGUCCCCUUCAUCAAACAAUCUCAACCUCAGACUCCAGCCAGACGGACGCGCCGAAAGAAGGGACUCCUACGGUCGAGCAGUGGCAGCUAUAUUGACUUGGAAAGCUGGGAAGCCAUGCUUGACCUGGAGUCAGGAGCAUCUGGGGUUGUCGCACCAUGGAUGAACAGCAGUGCAUGGGGCUGGAUUGUUGAACAAGAUGCCAUCGCAGACCUAGCGGCUCGUGAAGCAAGCCGUGCGCCAAAGAACGAGCAGCCAAAUGCAAGCCGAUCAACUUAUCGCCACAACUCUUACGUACUUCGAUGUAUGUCUCUGAGUCGCGAGUUCUUACAAAGUCCCUUGGGUGCAAGAGCCACUGGUCGUGAUGGUUAUUUGCCCAUUUCUGGGGCGUUUGCCGAGAACACAAGGUGCACAGCACUAGGUACCAUUCUCGUCGGCCUUCAUCUCCUACGAGAGGAGCAGAAGCUUUCCGCAUCCGACACCGAAGAGUCUCAACAGCCGUUGGGCCUGCUUGCUCCAAUCCUUGCACAACUGGGUGGUUGGUUGGGCUGGCAGUCCUGGAAAUGGAGUGAAGAUUCCUACUUUGGCACAGAGAUGGCCAGUAUGGAACGCUGGCAGUUUGAGGAUACCCGUAUCACUCAGCUCAAUGUUCCUGCUGAACCAUUUCCGCCUCCAUCAAUUUUUGCUUUCCUCAUCGAAGCUACAUGCCAAACACCGCCGCCAUUCCUCACUCUCCUUGAUAUUGUCAACGCCUCGGAUCGGACCCCUAGAAAAGGUCGACUGUGGAAAGAGUGUUUCAAUGUCACACCCAGAUCGCUGGCCUUGACUGGCUUCCUUUCUGAUGUUCAUCGUGCUUCGACACCCUUGGAAAAGAUUCAACUCCUUUACCGCUGGGGAUUGACUAAGAGUAUCAUCGACACUUUCCCGGAAGGCGUGAGCGCCCCGUUGUAUGAGGCUGUGAUGCAAUGCCAAAAUGAGGCGUCUACAUCUUGGAAUGCCACGCUUUUGGAGCUCAUUGACCGAGAAGAUCUGUACAUGUCGAUGAACCCCGUGCAGGCCAAAUCAUUUGCCCCGCCUCAACAACCUGUAGUCUCUCAUGACGCCCUUCGUGAUUUCCACCAUAUCAGCAGUUCCGCAUUGGAAAUCGAUGCUACCAACGCCUUUGAGGCUUCCGCAGAGGCUGACCGCUUCUCUGUGACUAAACUCGUCUUCCGCGAGGACAAGCGCUACCUAGAGGCAACCCGACUUUUAAAUCAGUCUAAAGCGCCCGUGGCAGAUUGUAUUCCUCAACCCGAGUGGACAGACUCCGAACUCCUCGAAGCCCAGAAAGAACUCGUGCAGCUCGUCUCCUUCCGCACAUUGUCCACACCUGCAGGCCGUGGCAUGCUCUUGUUCAGCGGUCGCCUACCGUUGCUGACUGAGAAGCUUCCCAUCCCAUCCUUUUCCUUACAGUGCGUGAUGAAACCCUCGAAUGUCACCGUGAGUGCCGAACGGAGCGCAUUCACCGAAGAAAAGGUCUGCUGGGCCUUUUUCCAUAACGGCGUCUCUACUGGAUUGGCUAUUUCCAAAGCAUCCAAGGGAAUUGAUACUUCCUGGAUCCUGUUCAACAAGCCUCAAGAGCUCACCAAUCGACAUGCCGGGUUCUUGCUCGCUCUUGGUUUGAAUGGCCACCUCAAGAAUCUGGCCAAAUGGGUAGCUUUCAAGUAUUUGACUCCCAAACAUACCAUGACCUCCAUCGGUCUCCUGCUCGGUCUUUCUGCCUCAUACUUGGGCACCAUGGACACUUUGAUCACUCGGCUUCUUUCGGUUCAUGUCUCCAGGAUGCUACCGAUGGGUGCUGCGGAGCUUAAUUUGUCCUCUCUCACGCAAACUGCGGGUAUAAUGGGAAUCGGCUUGCUGUACUGCGGCUCUCAGCACCGGCGUAUGAGUGAGGUGAUGCUGUCGGAGAUCGAGAGCGCUGAAGAGGAUGAGCAGUCCGGAUCUCAGGAAGACUUGCGAGAUGAAGGAUACCGCCUGGCUGCAGGAUUUGCGCUAGGAAUUAUCAAUCUCGCCAAGGGCAAGGAUUUACGAGGCAUGCGGGACAUGCACAUUGUUGAACGCUUGCUAUCAAUCGCUGUGGGCACCAAGCAUGUCGAUCUCGCCCAUGUGCUGGAUCGCGCCACUGCUGGUGCAACAAUCGCGCUGGCGAUCAUUUUCAUGAAGACCAAUGAUCAAGUCCUGGCUCAGAAGAUUGAUAUUCCCGAUACUACCGUUCGUUUUGAUUAUGUUCGCCCGGAUCUCUUCCUUUUACGAACUCUGGCCCGCCAUCUCAUCAUGUGGGAUAGCAUCAAGCCGGAGAGCAAGUGGAUCCAUGCCAGUCUGCCAAAGGUGUAUCAACGACGGGCCCGUCUUGGAGGUGUGUCCCAACUACGGAGUGAGGACAUGCCUUUCUUCAAUAUCAUUGCCGGUCUCUGCUUUGCUCUGGGUCUUCGCUAUGCCGGCUCGGGCAACUCUCGAGCUCGUGAUCUCCUGCUCUUCUACUUGGACCAGUUCAUUCGCAUCUCUCGUCUACCGGUACUCAACUAUGAUGCCAAGCUUGCACGUAAUUCAGUCAGGAACUGUCAGGAUAUUGUGUCCUUGUCUGCAGCAGCCGUCAUGGCUGGCACCGGUGAUCUGGCAUUAUUCCGGCGGCUGCGGGCUCUCCAUGGGAGAGUCGACGCCGAUACACCCUACGGCAGCCACAUGGCCGCGCAUAUGGCCAUCGGUAUGCUCUUCCUCGGCGGCGGUAGCUAUACACUGGGAACCUCCGACUUGGGCGUGGCAGCCCUCCUUUGCGCCUUUUAUCCCAUCUUCCCCACCACCGUCCUCGACAACAAAUGCCACCUCCAAGCCUUCCGUCACCUCUGGGUGCUCGCCGCAGAGCCACGCUGCCUUGUACCUCGAGAUCUCGAUACCCGCCGCCCCAUCUCUAUCCCCAUCGCCAUCACCUCGGACGACGGAUCCACACGAACCGUCACGGCUCCCUGCCUUCUCCCUGAUCCAAGUGAAAUAUCGCGUAUUGAAGUCCGCGGUCCAGACCAUUGGCCGCUUGUCCUGGACUUCAGCCAAGACGAUACCCUCCGCAAUAAAUUCCGCCACGGCGACCCAUCCGUCUACCUGCGCCGCAAGGCUACCUAUAGUCCAUCAGGUGGCUCAACCUCCAUCUUCGCCUCGACACUCACCGGUCUCAGCGAAGCACAGGAUAUUCUCGCGACAUCUGCCGCCGGCGCCGUCAAUCCUGCCAAGGGCCUCCCGCCCUCGACAUGGCCCAACCACACUGCCCUACUCUCCGGCUCGCUUGCCGCCGCCGCAACACCCUCCCAGUCUCCCUGGGACUGGAUCUUCGCACUCCCAUCUCUCCAAGGACUGGACAUCCGCGAGCGCUCCCUCGUGUUGCCGUCAUCCUUCCCAGCGCCGUCCACCUGUAUCAACACACAGCUCAUCACCACGCCUCCCUGGCUCCGCACAUCGGCCGUCGACACUCGGCUCGCGCUGUCCCACACCGUCCGCAAUAUUGUCCAAGCUGCGCGCGGCCGUGGCGCGGACCCUGAUGAAGUACGCGACCGGGUCUGGCAACUUCGUCUCCUGUUCGAUUGGCUGGAUCGUGUGCAGGCUGGUGAUGAACGGGAGACACUGGCUGCGGGGGUCCAACCGCAAGCCCAGAAUCAGACGUCUGGGUUGUGGUUGAGGAGGGAUUUCGUCGAAGAGGCGAAGUGGCAGAUUUGGGGUGUGCAAAAUGAAGAUACCGGGGGGGGAGGAAGUGACCGGUGCUGCAUGAGUACUGUAGACUUGAUGUGUUGUGAUGACGAGUGGUGGUUAUUUUUCAGCUGCUGA
This is a messenger RNA of Penicillium daleae, 6291 nucleotides long. RefSeq names its product anaphase promoting complex subunit 1. The record is from RefSeq and is a predicted model, not a curated record. The coding region runs from base 1 to 6291 and encodes 2096 amino acids. Gene Ontology annotation, molecular function: molecular adaptor activity. Gene Ontology annotation, cellular component: anaphase-promoting complex. NCBI's taxonomy places the organism in Eukaryota, Fungi, Ascomycota, Eurotiomycetes, Eurotiales, Aspergillaceae. Gene Ontology annotation, biological process: anaphase-promoting complex-dependent catabolic process; protein K11-linked ubiquitination; metaphase/anaphase transition of mitotic cell cycle. The transcript has 2 exons.